Podarcis muralis (Common wall lizard) is the source of this 1032-nucleotide messenger RNA. RefSeq lists its product as uncharacterized. Lineage: Eukaryota; Metazoa; Chordata; Lepidosauria; Squamata; Lacertidae. Gene Ontology annotation, cellular component: nucleus. The record is from RefSeq and is a predicted model, not a curated record.
GCGCCCCCCGACGGGGCGGACGCAGCUCCGCCCGCCCAGGAUGACGCUCCGGGGCGGCUCCCUCCCGAUCCAGCGCGCCGGAUCCCUCCUCUCCGGGCGGCGCCUGGCCUCGCCUCUCUGCGGAAGCGCCCCGCCGUACCUGGCGCGAUGGACUUCGACCUGGCGGCAGCGCUGGGGCCCGAUCCCCCGAAGCCCGACCCCGUGGCGGAGAUGAAGCCGGGCCCGCGCAGCGGCGGCGCGCCUGCCCAGCCGUCGGGGGCGCCUCCUGCGGCGGAGGACGCAGCAAAGAGCCUCGCGGAAGGCGGGCCCCGAUCCGCAUCCGACUCCAGCAGCAGCUCCUCCUCCUCCAGCGACAGCGACCAGGAGCGCAAGGACCCUGGCACCAGCCGCCAGAAGAAGCUGAAGAAGCCCAAGAAAGAAAAGAAGCCCCAGAAGGAGAAGAAGGAAGAGAAGCGCCACUGAGCCUGCGCACCCCAGGGCCCCUCGCUGCACACCUGCCUAAGCCCCACCGGAGCCCAGCACACGCUGCUCCUCCCAGUCCUUUGGCUCAGGACUAACGAGAAAGGCGUUGCUUUCAGACUGUCAAGCGUGUUAUGCUCCUUGGUGACAGUUCAGCAGGGGAAGGGCUUUGCCUUUUGAAGGUUGGAGCAUCAGGGGCUGGAAGGCAGGCCUUGCCUUGUGUGCGGAUGGGCUUUGCUUUCUUCUGCCAGCAGCAAGAGCACCAACUUGGGGUGGCUUUCAGAGACUGGACCAAUUCACAGAGGAGGAGGAGGAGGAGGAGGAGGAGGGCCAUCGAGGGCUCCUGGCCACAGAGGCAGUCAAUGCUUCUGAAUGGCAGGCGCUGGAAACCGCAGGAAGGGAGAAGGCUCUUGGGCUCACAUCCUGCUUGCUGGCUUCUCAAAAGAGGCACCGGAGAACAGGAUGCUGGACUCAGGUGGACCCCCUCUGGUCUGAUCCAGCGGGCUCGGCUUAUGUUUUUUCCUGCUUUUUGCACUAUUGGGACAAAUAAAGGGAGCUGUCUUUUCUGUUGCA